AACUGUUUCCCAUGGAUGGCGGUAUUGUUUCUUGAGCCACUCGUUCUUUCAAUAUGAAAUCCUAUGUCUAUGGUUGGUUCACCUCUGAGUGAAAGAUGUCGGCGCACUGUCUCUGUAUAGCCUUAUGAUAUGAUUAGAGCUGCACUUAAAACGAUAGGAGUCAAAUGGAAAUCUUACCGUCACCGAUUUGUGCCGUGGAUAGCCGUAAAUCUUAAGAAGAAUGAAAGAACUUUGCGCCAGGUGACUGCACGCUCAGAGGACAAGACCGUUCCAGACGGGGAGGUGUCCGCAAGCCUCGUGAAUUUAUUCACUGCGCUGGUGAAAAAUGACAAGACCAAACAGGAGGUCCUCAGUCUGCUCCAUACCUCAGUACAGUCAGUCUAUUCACAAAACACGUCUAAAACCCAAACAGAACCAGUUCGGGUGAUGCUAGAUAUGCUAGGAUUCUGUAUCGAACGGGGACCGAGCUCACUGACGCUAGCAGGUACAGGUGUGUUUGUGACCGAGGGAUCAGUGCCCAAAGGAGCCACAGUAGCCAUGUACCCAGGAACAGUUUAUCAGGUAUACGAGCCCAUUCUGAUACAGUCUGUCGCCAACCCUUUUGUAUUCAGAUGCAUAGAUGGAGUUUUGAUUGAUGGUAAUGACAAGGGAAUCUCCAAGAUUGUCUACAGGUCUUGCAGUGGACGUGAUCGAAUGGGUCCACUAGCUCUGAGCGAUGUCUCCUGGUUGACAGACAGCCCAGAGAACCCACUGGCAGUGGGGCAGUACGUCAAUAACUGUUCCAACGAAAAGGCAGCCAAUGUAUGUUAUCAAGAAUUUGACGUGCCAGAAGACUUCCCUCUAGAACUGCAUCAGUAUCUGCCUAAUGUGAACUACAGCCACGACACCAAAAGACCCCUGAGGUGUGUGGUCCUCGUGUCCCUAAGAGACAUCCACUGUGGAGAAGAGCUGUUUUCAAACUACUACACCAUAGUGCAUUAAGUCAGUCUGACACAAUCUGUCAUGUUUUCCUUACAGUUUAUUAGACAAAACCUUUUUCUACUUAAAGAACUGAGACCAAGAUAGAACUGGCAAUCUAUCUAUAUAUUUUUUGUUUUAGUUUAGUUUAAGUGAGACAAUAUCCAGAGCUUUAUUUGGGACUGUACACCAGUUGUUUAGGAACAACAGAAAAUACAAAACAUGUGGAAAACAGAACCUAUGCACAAAUAUUAAUUAAAGCCUUUUGAAUAUUUUUGAUAUUA
Molecule: messenger RNA, 1241 nt
Organism: Alosa sapidissima (American shad)
Lineage: Eukaryota; Metazoa; Chordata; Actinopteri; Clupeiformes; Clupeidae
Gene: setd9
Product: SET domain containing 9
Exons: 6
Coding region: 130-981 (283 amino acids)
Molecular function (GO): protein binding
Source: RefSeq, a predicted model, not a curated record